Molecule: messenger RNA, 4513 nt
Organism: Marmota monax (woodchuck)
Lineage: Eukaryota; Metazoa; Chordata; Mammalia; Rodentia; Sciuridae
Gene: Trpv4
Product: transient receptor potential cation channel subfamily V member 4
Exons: 16
Coding region: 1377-3992 (871 amino acids)
Biological process (GO): osmosensory signaling pathway; calcium ion import across plasma membrane; actin filament organization
Cellular component (GO): membrane; cilium
Molecular function (GO): protein binding; calcium channel activity
Source: RefSeq, a predicted model, not a curated record
GCAGUUGGCCCUUGGCUCUGAGCAAGUUGGAAGAAACUAGAAACAUGGACCUUCCAAAGGCCACUUCUUGGUUACUGAGUACCAGAAAGAUGGCCCUGUCCCCCCAGAGGCAGGGAAAUCUUUAACCCCCAGCUUCACCCUGGAGACUGCGGUUCAGCAUGUCUUCCCCUGAGGACAGGGAGACCACCCACAUCCCUGCGUGCCCAGGGACACCAAGCACCGAGCGCUGAUGGAAGGACUGACUGCCCCAGUCUGGCCCCAGACAGGCCCUCUGUCCUUCCCAUUUUGCAGAUGAGGAAACUCAGGCUGGCUCCAGGGUGGGGGUAGAGCCAAGUGAACUUGUACCCAGGGACUGACUGGCUCCAAAGCCCUCCUCGCCACACUAGGUGUCCUGUCCCCAAGCCAGCUCUGCACAGAGUGGCGCUCACAGAGUGCCCAGGAAGUGACCCGGAGGAGGUGGACCCUGUGGUUUUUCUGGCUCCUCUUCUAAAACAAGGGCCUCUGCUGGGGGAGGGGGACCGCGAACCCCUGGAAUUCUAAGGAAAUGUCAUGUGUGAGCUUGGUUUGGGGACCGUCAGGAGUUAAUCAUUGCCACCCAGGGCAGGGGGCCACUCAGCCCUGUCCUGAGAAAGGUGAGGGGCUGGUCUCUUCAGGGAGAGGUGUGAAAGUCACAGAGCCCUGUCACCUGCCACGUGAGGAGCCCGCCCUGGUGGACAGUCCCUCCUGUGUGACCUUGGGAUGGUCCCUCAGCUGUCUGACCUCCCUUCCUACUAAUACACGGAACAGUGUCCUGUGAGAAGCCUGGCCGUCAGGCUCAGGGCUGCCCAUUGUUCUUGUUAUGUGUUUAUAGUGGAGAAGGUGACAAGACAAUCUGUCAUUUCCUGUCCUUCCUCUGGCCUCUUUGCGUGCAGGAUGGUGGGGACCUGAAAGGCCGGGGGACCCUUCCUUCCCACCUUUCUGGCGUGUCCCAGAGAAAAUCCCAAAGGCCAUCAUGGCCCAUCUGGCUCCUUCUGUGAAACCAGGGUGGGAGGUGUGGAAAGGGAGUUCUCCAGGGAAUGAAUGGCCCCUUGAGAAGAGGAUAGGUCCCCGGGAUGGACACUGGCUAUUGAGAACAUGCCUGGAAUUCCACAGGAAAUGCAGACACCUUCCUCUGGGAAGGACCUCAGAGGCUCCUCGGGCCUGACCCGGUGCUAGCCAGUCUUCCCUGAGAGUCGGGCCAGCGGGGCUGGGCCCUGGAGCACCCAGGUACCCAGACCCCAGCCUAGCUGUACCCCAGAAGGUACAAAUGGAGAAAGAGCCGUCCCUCCCUGAGCCUAGGAUGAGCGGAUGAGCGUGCGAGUGUGCGGCCGAGCGCUGCCCGCGGGUCUGGGGCCAGCAUGGCAGAUCCCAGCGACAGCCCCCGCGCAGGGCCUGGGGACCCGGCCGAGCCCCCCGGGGAGGAGAGCGGCACCUCCGGGGGCGAGGCCUUCCCCCUGUCCUCGCUGGCCAACCUGUUCGAGGGGGAGGACGGCUCCCCCUCCCCGUCGCCUGCCGACACUGCUCGCCCCGCGGGCCCCGGGGACGGGCGACCGAACCUGCGCAUGAAGUUCCAGGGCGCCUUCCGCAAGGGCGUGCCCAACCCCAUCGACCUGCUGGAGUCCACGCUGUACGAGGCCUCGGUGGUCCCCGGGCCCAAGAAGGCGCCCAUGGACUCGCUCUUCGACUACGGCACCUAUCGUCACCACCCCAGUGACAACAGGCGGUGGAGGAGGAAGGUCGUGGAGAAGCAGCCGCAGAGCCCCAAAGCUCCUGCCCCCCAGCCGCCCCCGAUCCUUAAAGUCUUCAACCGGCCCAUCCUCUUCGACAUCGUGUCCCGGGGCUCCACCGCGGAUCUGGACGGGCUGCUCCCCUUCCUGCUGACCCACAAGAAGCGCCUGACGGAUGAGGAGUUCCGGGAGCCGUCCACGGGGAAGACGUGCCUGCCCAAGGCCCUGCUGAACCUCAGCAGUGGCCGCAACGACACGAUCCCGGUGCUCCUGGACAUCGCCGAGCGCACGGGCAACAUGCGGGAGUUCAUCAACUCGCCCUUCAGGGACAUCUACUACCGAGGCCAGACCGCCCUGCACAUUGCCAUCGAGCGUCGCUGCAAACACUAUGUGGAGCUCCUCGUUGCCCAGGGAGCCGAUGUGCAUGCGCAGGCCCGAGGCCGCUUCUUCCAGCCCAAGGACGAGGGCGGCUACUUCUAUUUCGGGGAGCUGCCCCUGUCCCUGGCUGCCUGCACCAACCAGCCUCACAUCGUCAACUACCUGACCGAGAACCCGCACAAGAAGGCCGACAUGCGGCGGCAGGACUCGCGGGGCAACACCGUGCUGCACGCGCUCGUGGCCAUCGCUGACAACACCCGCGAGAACACCAAGUUUGUCACCAAGAUGUACGACCUGCUGCUGCUCAAGUGUGCCCGCCUCUUCCCUGACAGCAACCUGGAGGCCGUGCUCAACAACGAUGGCCUGUCGCCCCUCAUGAUGGCUGCCAAGACGGGCAAGAUUGGGAUCUUUCAGCACAUCAUCCGGAGAGAGGUGACAGACGAGGACACGCGGCACCUGUCCCGCAAGUUCAAGGACUGGGCCUACGGGCCCGUGUAUUCCUCGCUGUACGACCUCUCUUCCCUGGACACGUGUGGAGAGGAGGCCUCCGUGCUGGAGAUCCUGGUGUACAACAGCAAGAUCGAGAACCGCCAUGAGAUGCUGGCCGUGGAACCCAUCAAUGAACUGCUGCGGGACAAGUGGCGCAAAUUCGGGGCUGUCUCCUUCUACAUCAACGUGGUCUCCUACCUGUGUGCCAUGGUCAUCUUUACCCUCACUGCCUACUACCAGCCACUAGAGGGCACUCCACCCUACCCUUACCGCACCACCAUGGACUACCUGAGACUGGCAGGAGAGGUCAUCACACUCUUCACCGGGGUCCUGUUCUUCUUCACCAACAUCAAAGACUUGUUCAUGAAGAAAUGUCCUGGCGUGAAUUCUCUCUUCAUCGAUGGCUCCUUCCAGCUGCUCUACUUCAUCUACUCUGUGCUGGUGAUCGUGUCCGCAGCCCUCUACCUGGCGGGGAUCGAGGCCUACCUGGCUGUGAUGGUCUUUGCCCUGGUCCUGGGCUGGAUGAAUGCCCUGUACUUCACCCGGGGGCUGAAGCUGACGGGGACCUACAGCAUCAUGAUCCAGAAGAUCCUCUUCAAAGACCUGUUCCGCUUCCUGCUGGUCUACUUGCUCUUCAUGAUCGGCUACGCUUCAGCUCUGGUCUCCCUCCUGAACCCGUGUGCCAACAUGAAGGUGUGCGACGAGGACCAGACCAACUGCACGGUGCCCACGUACCCGUCGUGCCGCGACAGCGAGACCUUCAGCACCUUCCUCCUGGACCUCUUCAAGCUGACCAUCGGCAUGGGCGACCUGGAGAUGCUGAGCAGCACCAAGUACCCCGUGGUCUUCAUCAUCCUGCUCGUCACCUACAUCAUCCUCACCUUCGUGCUGCUGCUGAACAUGCUUAUCGCCCUCAUGGGGGAGACGGUGGGCCAGGUCUCCAAGGAGAGCAAGCACAUCUGGAAGCUGCAGUGGGCCACCACCAUCCUGGACAUCGAGCGCUCCUUCCCCGUGUUCCUGAGGAAAGCCUUCCGCUCCGGGGAGAUGGUGACCGUGGGCAAGAGCUCGGAUGGCACUCCGGACCGCAGGUGGUGCUUCAGGGUGGACGAGGUGAACUGGUCUCAUUGGAACCAGAACUUGGGCAUCAUCAAUGAGGAUCCAGGCAAGAGCGAGACCUACCAGUACUACGGCUUCUCGCACACCGUGGGCCGCCUCCGGAGGGAUCGCUGGUCCUCGGUGGUGCCCCGCGUGGUGGAGCUGAACAAGAAUUCCAGCCCGGAUGAGGUGGUGGUGCCUCUGGACAACCUGGGGAACCCCAGCUGCGACAGCCACCAGCAGAGUUAUCCCCCCAAGUGGAGGACUGACGAUGCCCCCCUCUAGGGGCCGCGGGCGGGGUUGGGGUCUCCCGCCUGCAGCCCGAUCCCGCCCUUCACCUGCCUUGUCCACCUGCAUUUCAGCUCCUCCCAGGUGUCCCCACACCCUCCCGUGACUCCUAGAGGCGAGGGCUGAUGGAGAUGCCGGGAGGCCCCAGGACCCUCUGGUCCCCAGGCUCCUGCCCCGGCUCCACCUGCCCCUGGGGACGGGCUCCUGGCCGCCUGUCUCACUCCCAUGGAGUCACCUCCACCCAGAGGGGCAGACCUGUUCCCCUCUCCAUUAUUUAUUGCUGUCCUCUCAGGAAAGCCAUGUGCCACCCCACCCCCAACCCUGUCCUGCAGGCGGAACCCUGAGGCCUCAGCACCUGGCUGCGGGUGCACUGCCGGCCACGCCCACCGGCCACGCCCCCAGCCCCACCCUCCACGCACCAGCACCUACCGCGGGGGUCGGGCCCUGGAGUGGGGCGAGCCCUCGGUGUGUUCUAGGGUCUGGGAUUUGUCGGUGCUCAAUAAACGUCCACUCACUGA